Messenger RNA from Diplodia corticola, 1677 nucleotides. RefSeq lists its product as uncharacterized. Lineage: Eukaryota; Fungi; Ascomycota; Dothideomycetes; Botryosphaeriales; Botryosphaeriaceae. The transcript has a single exon. The record is from RefSeq and is a predicted model, not a curated record. Bases 1 to 1677 code for a protein of 558 amino acids.
AUGGAGGCAGCCAUAGCUAAGCACGUUGAUCCUUCCAAGAUUUUGAUUGAGCGCGCUGUUGCAGAGUGGGCAGAUGGUGAUGAAACAUGCUUCCUCGGCGAUGAGCCGGACAGUUCCUUCAACAUGACCGUCGGACUGGAUCCCUCGACCGGCAAGCUGCUGCUCUGGUUCCAACUCGUCGUCAGUGUCAAACGCCAUCGUGCAGCCACCCAUAGUCGUCCGCGUUCGCUGUUCGCGCUGUUCCAAGCAGACAUGUUCGACUAUGACCACGACUCCUGCAUCUCCCUCAGUCCCAUUCCCGAGUCCAACGACGCUAUGAAUGCCGUUUCCCGCGCCCGCCUCGGCUGCGACAACAGGCGCAUGUUCCAGCUACACCUGCACCUGAAAACCCACAGUCAAGUCGUGAUGCCCAAGGCGGAUCCCCCACUUAUCCCCGCCACCGAAAAGAGCCGCCGUCUCCUGCGCUCCUUCAAGUCCCUCUCCGAAACAACCACUCUCUCCGUUUACCUGCCACUGGCGGCCGAUCGCGUGCAAUCGUUCCACGCCGUUUGCGAUGCGUUGCGUGCGAGGAAAUUGGUGAAUCACGACAUUGAUCUCGAAGCCACCUACAAGGGCGGCGCCGAGCGUGACGCGUGGUCCAAUUUCGACAUUUUCCCAGCCCCCGCAUCGCAGAGUCAAUUGUCGAAAGUGGACGCUCUGGGAGAAAAAACCACUGCUGCCACCUCUCCGCCCCAGGCUUCCGUCUUCGAGCCUAAUGCCGGGAAGGCAGCAGAAGCAGCAGCGGAAACAGAAGAAGGGGAUCGCGCGCCAGAGAAGGAGACGAUACCUCCUCCACUGUACGAAGAACACGAUGCCAGGCAAUCGAACCCGUCGUCUCCCUCAGCUGCGGCGGCGGUGCCAGCUCCGGCCCACCGAUCCGGAGAAACCGAUCUCGGCGACGGGGGCGAUACGACAGAAGAGGACGACGAAUCGGAGCAGCAGCAGCAGGAACAUGCCGGACCCUGUUGCUCCUCGCCGCCACGCAAGAAACGCAAGGCAGCAGCCGCCGACAUCACCAAUGAAAUUUCACCAUCAGAGCAGCCGCCGCCGCCAGCAAGACUAACCCCGCCUCCCCCUCCAUUCGUAGACACACCACCGCCGCCGCUGCCAACAGCAUCAGCAUCAGCACCAGCACCAGCAUCAGCACCAGCAUCACACCCAACUCCCCGCCUCCCCCUCCCCCCGCCUCCUCCCCACACCCACACCCCCAAACCCAAGAGCAAGACCAAGCACCAGCACCAACGCGUCCACUUCUCCACCCCCACCCCCACAAGCAACAACAUCCACCAGCACCCCCCCGCCGACCCCGCCGCCCCCGCCGCCGUAACGACAACGACAACAACGCCGCCGCCCAUCUCCUCCCACAGCCCCACCGCCUGCACCCCGGCCAUGCUGCAGACCGCCCUCGCCCGCUUCCUGCGCUGGCUCGCCGCCGUCGACGUCGAGCUCGAGCACCGCCACGACGACGUCCUCUGGCGGCUGGGCGCCCUCGCCGCCGCCGGCGACGGCGAAGGGUUCUACCGCGUGCAGGCGCGGUGCAAGGCCGAGGUUUUGGUGGGGUAUCAUCAUCAUCGUGAUUGGGAUUGUGGGUCUGGAUCUGGGUCUGGAUCUGGAUCUGGGUCUGGGAGGGGGGGUUAG